Molecule: messenger RNA, 417 nt
Organism: Electrophorus electricus (electric eel)
Lineage: Eukaryota; Metazoa; Chordata; Actinopteri; Gymnotiformes; Gymnotidae
Gene: atoh7
Product: atonal bHLH transcription factor 7
Biological process (GO): axon development; positive regulation of transcription by RNA polymerase II; sensory organ development
Cellular component (GO): nucleus
Molecular function (GO): DNA-binding transcription factor activity, RNA polymerase II-specific; protein dimerization activity; E-box binding
Source: RefSeq, a predicted model, not a curated record
AUGAAGCCUGCCAGACCGAGCUGUGUGGAUUCAGUCUCCAAGUGUGAUGCCAGAGAUGUGGAGAAAUUUGAGAGUGUGGCACGGCGGAGAAUGGCUGCCAAUGCCCGUGAGAGGAAGAGGAUGCAGGGCCUGAACACAGCAUUUGACCAACUGCGCAAAGUGGUUCCUCAGUGGAGUCAGGACAAGAAGCUGUCAAAAUAUGAAACCUUGCAAAUGGCACUGAGCUACAUCAUGGCCCUCAACCACAUCCUGACUGACAGCAGCAGACAGAGCACCCCUCACAGACAGUGGCUGGAUCUGCACUUUGACAGCUUGCAGGCAGACAGCUACCCUUGCAUUGUGAGGUACAUCUCACCUAUUGAAAAUGAGUGCAUGAUCAGUUCCUACCAGUAUGAGGACUUCCAAGUCUCUUCUUAG